Molecule: messenger RNA, 3246 nt
Organism: Prunus mume (Japanese apricot)
Lineage: Eukaryota; Viridiplantae; Streptophyta; Magnoliopsida; Rosales; Rosaceae
Product: protein FAR-RED ELONGATED HYPOCOTYL 3
Biological process (GO): regulation of DNA-templated transcription
Molecular function (GO): zinc ion binding
Source: RefSeq, a predicted model, not a curated record
AAAGGUGAGAGUCAGAUUGAUCGAGCGUUUUUGAAACCCUAAACAGAAACAAAUUGGGGGCAAAAUUAAAGGACCUUCGUAUUGGCCACUCGCUCAACCCCCUCGCGUGCGCGAUCAUCUUCCCCAGUCUCAGAUCGAAGCUCUCUCCUUCUCCACCUCCUUCGUCCAUAUGUAAUACACAGAGAGAGAGCCAAAGCUUUAUAUUAUCAUUUAAGAUAUGAUGGGAGGUGAUCCUGGUCCCUUAUGUUGGAAGAAGAGGAUGUCAUCAUCUUUUUGACAUUGACAAGGCUAGACAAUCUAGUUGGAUCUGUUAGUUACAUUGUACUUCGAAUGUCCAAAAUGAUAUUCUCCGAUAAUAAUCAGUUGAAAUUAAAUAAUCUCACUAUGGAUAUAGAUCUACGGCUACCUUCUGGUGAACCUGACAAAGAAGAUGAAGAACCACAUGGAAUUGAUAACAUGUUAGAACAUGAAGAAAAAUUGCAGAAUGGAGAUAUUGAGAAUGGAAACAUUGUGGAUGUUAGAGAUGAGGUACAUGCUGAAGAUGGCGGGGAUUUGAAUUCUCCAACAGCAGAUAUGGUAGUCUUUAAAGAGGAUACAAAUCUUGAGCCGCUUUUUGGUAUGGAAUUUGCAUCACAUGGGGAAGCAUACUCUUUCUAUCAGGAGUAUGCUCGGUCUAUGGGGUUCAACACUGCAAUCCAAAAUAGCCGCCGGUCAAAGACAUCAAGAGAAUUUAUUGAUGCAAAAUUUGCUUGUUCCAGAUAUGGGACCAAGCGUGAGUAUGACAAGUCGUAUAAUAGACCACGUGCCAGACAGAACAAGCAAGACCCGGAAAAUGCGACUGGUCGGCGAUCAUGCUCAAAGACAGAUUGCAAAGCUUCGAUGCAUGUGAAGAGAAGACCAGAUGGUAAAUGGGUUAUACAUAAUUUUGUGAAGGAGCAUAACCACGAGCUUUUACCAGCCCAAGCAGUUAGUGAACAAACAAGAAAGAUGUAUGCUGCAAUGGCUAGACAAUUUGCUGAAUACAAAAAUGUGGUUGGCCUAAAAAAUGAUCCCAAAAAUCCAUUUGAUAAAGGUCGGAAUUUGGCAUUAGAGGCAGGAGAUUUGAAGAUUUUGCUUGAUUUUUUCACACAGAUGCAGAAUAUGAAUUCCAACUUUUUCUAUGCAAUAGAUCUGGGAGAAGAUCAACGUCUGAAAAGUUUGUUUUGGGUUGAUGCAAAAAGUAGGCAUGACUACAUCAAUUUCAGUGAUGUGGUGUCUUUUGAUACCACCUACAUUAGGAACAAAUAUAAAAUGCCUCUUGUUUUAUUUGUUGGAGUGAAUCAGCACUAUCAGUUCGUGCUGCUUGGAUGUGCUUUGGUAUCAGAUGAAAGUACAACAACAUUUUCUUGGCUAAUGCAGACGUGGCUGAAAGCUAUGGGUGGGCAAGCUCCAAAAGUAAUAAUCACUGACCAUGACAAAUCGAUAAAAUCAGUUAUCUCAGAGGUGUUUCCAAAUGCUUAUCAUUGUUUUUGUUUGUGGCAUAUUUUGGGGAAGGUUUCUGAAAAUCUUGGCCAUGUAAUUAAACGGCAUGAAAAUUUUAUGGCGAAAUUUGAAAAGUGCAUCCACAGGUCAUCAACAAAUGAAGAGUUUGAAAAAAGAUGGUGGAAAAUUCUUGAAAAAUUUGAACUCAAAGAUGAUGAAUGGACUCAGUCAUUGUAUGAAGACCGAAAACAGUGGGUGCCAACAUACAUGAGGGAUGUUUGUUUGGCUGGGAUGUCUGUGGUUCAGCGAUCCGAGAGUGUUAACUCCUUUUUCGAUAAGUAUGUGCAUAAGAAGACCACUGUACAAGAGUUCCUGAAACAGUAUGAAGCAAUUCUACAAGAUAGGUAUGAAGAAGAAGCCAAAGCAGAUUCUGAUACAUGGAACAAACAGCCAACAUUGAGAUCUCCUUCACCUUUGGAGAAGAGUGUCUCAGGGGUGUACACACAUGCAGUAUUCAAGAAAUUUCAAGUUGAGGUUUUAGGUGCAGUUGCCUGCCACCCAAAAAGGGAAGGGCAAGAUGAGACGACCAUUACUUUCAGAGUGCAAGAUUUUGAAAAGAAUCAAGAUUUCAUUGUAACAUGGAAUGAAAUGAAGACAGAAGUUUCUUGUUUAUGCUGCUUAUUUGAAUACAAAGGUUAUCUUUGUAGACAUGCACUGAUUGUUCUCCAAAUUUGUGGCCUUUCCGCAAUCCCAGUUCAAUAUAUAUUAAAACGUUGGACAAAAGAUGUAAAGAACAGGCAUUUGGUGGGAGAAGAAUCUGACCAUGGACUAUCCAGGGUGCAAAAAUUUAAUGAUUUAUGUCAACGGGCUAUGAAAGUGAUUGAGGAAGGAUCUCUAUCUCAGGAGAGUUACAGUGUUGCAUGCCGUGCACUAGAAGAAGCUUUUGGAAAUUGUGUGAGUGUAAAUAAUUCUAGUAAGAGUCUGAUAGAAGCUGGCACAUCAUCAGUCACUCAUGGUCUGCUUUGUAUUGAAGACGAUAGUCAAAAUAGAAGUAUGGGCAAGACAAAUAAAAAAAAGAAUCCAACCAAGAAAAGGAAGGUGAACUCUGAGCCGGAUGUUAUGACUGUUGGGGCACAAGAUAGCUUGCAACAAAUGGACAAAUUGAACCCAAGAGCAGUAACUCUUGAUGGCUAUUACGGUGCACAACAGAGUGUGCAAGGAAUGGUUCAAUUGAACUUAAUGGCACCUACACGGGAUAAUUACUAUGGGAAUCAACAGACCAUUCAGGGGCUUGGACAACUGAACUCUAUAGCCCCAAGCCAUGAUGGUUAUUACAGUGCUCAGCAAAGCAUGCAUGGGCUGGGACAGAUGGAUUUUUUCCGAACACCAGGUGGUUUCACUUAUGGCAUGCGGGAUGACCCGAAUGUAAGAACUGCUCCAUUGCAUGAUGAUGCAUCAAGACAUGCUUAAGGAACAUGUUUCUCAUUGUUGGCAGCUUGCAUUUGAAAUGGGUGAAGGAGAUGUUUUGAAGAUAAUCUCUCAUGUAAAAAGAAAAAGGAAGAAAUGUAUCAUGCCUUGUGGGCAACCUCCUCUUUUGGUACCUGUACAAUAAGACAUGAUAGAGUAGGCUGUUGUUAAUUAUUUCCUAUGCGAUCUUAUUGGAAGUAGGAAGAAAAUUUGAUCAGGGUUCAUAUGUUUUGUAAAGGAUGUUGUAUUAUUGUACCCUCUGAUUGCUUAGCCUCAGUCAAUAGGGUCAGUUGAAAUCAGAAUAACUUAUUACUAGUC